AUGAGCACCGUGUGCGCGCACAGAAGCAGACCCAGCAGACCCGUCUCCAACGCCACCAUCAAGAACAAGAUGAAGAGGUCGACGGAGACCCUGAGGAAGAAAAAGGGGUCGACGAACAAGUCCUUCAAGUUCAGCAAGAACAAUCCAGCGUACUGCGAGGGAAGCAGAAUUGCUAACAAGAAAGGGAAGCAGGAGGAGGAGAAGAAGAAGGAGGAGCAGGGGGGGAAGGCACUAAAGUGUAAGAGGUCAAAAAUGGGAGAAAGGGGAUUAACUAAGAGUAUGAAAAAAAGCAAAGAUAGCAACACGCAUGAGAAUUCGCAUGAGAAUUCGCAUGAAAAUACGCACCAAAAUACGCACCAAAAUACGCACCAAAAUACGCAUGAGAGUACGCAUCAAAAUACGCAUCAAAGUACGCAUGCACACCACCCCCACCAUGCACUAAAACCAGGCAACAGUGAAAAUUUUAAAUUCUCAAGAAAGGGGUUCAUUUUAAGCUUUACAGGAAACCUGCAGGACUUUUACAACCUCUCCGAAGAGCCCCUAGGCAAGGGUACCUACGGAGCCGUCUACAAAGCGACAGACAAACUGCUCAAAAUUCAGAGAGCCGUCAAAGUGGUAUCCAAGAAGAAGUUAAAGAAUGUACACAGAUUUAGACAAGAAAUAGACAUCAUGAAAAAUCUAGACCAUCCUAAUGUGAUAAAAUUGCUAGAGACGUUUGAAGAUAGCAAGCAGAUUUACUUGGUGAUGGAGUUAUGCACAGGAGGAGAGUUGUUCGAUCGAAUUGUAAAAAAAGGACCCUUCUCUGAAAUGUACACGUCCUUUAUCAUGAAGCAGAUUUUCUCGGUUCUUAACUACCUGCACAUUAGGAAUAUAUGUCACCGAGAUUUGAAGCCGGAGAAUUUUUUAUUUUUCGAUAAGUCUCCAGAAUCGCUAAUCAAGGUGAUUGACUUUGGCUUGGCUUCCUACUUCAGUGACACGAACGCGGAGAUGAAGACGAAGGCCGGGACCCCCUACUACGUCGCCCCGCAGGUGCUAGCUGGCCGCUACGACUACAAGUGCGACUUGUGGUCCGCCGGCGUGCUGUUCUACAUCCUGUUGUGCGGCUACCCCCCCUUCUACGGCGAGAGCGACCACGAGAUACUCACCAGGGUCAAAAGCGGGAAGUUCAACUUCAAGGGCAAGGAAUGGGCCCACGUGACGGAAGAGGCCAGGGACCUCAUCAAGCGCUGCCUAACCAUGGACCCUCAAAAACGAACGACUGCCAGCGAAGCACUCAGACACCCCUGGUUUAAGAAAAAUCCGAGCACCUUCAACCUGGACUUUAAAAUGGAUAUCCACGUUCUGGAAAAUUUUAAGAAUUAUGCCCUUAUGCUACGUUUCCAGAAGCUAGCCAUGACGAUUAUUGCUCAACAGAGCAACGACUACGACGUGCAGCAGCUGAAGGCGUCAUUUCUACACUUGGAUGAAGAAGGAAAAGGGAACAUAACAAAGGUGCAGCUGCGGAAGGGUUUGGAGAAGAGCGGCUUGAUGUUGCCCCCGAAUUUUGAUUUGCUCCUGGAUCAGAUAGACAGCGACGGAAGCGGAAACAUUGACUAUACGGAGUUCUUGGCGGCCGCGAUUGACAGGCGGCAGCUCUCGAAGAAGCUCAUUUACUGCGCCUUCCGCGUCUUCGAUGUGGACAACGACGGGGAGAUUACCACCGCGGAGUUGGCUCAUAUUCUUUUCAACGGAAACAAAAGAGGAAACAUCACAGAGAGAGACGUCAACCAAGUUAAGAAAAUGAUCCGUGAGGUGGACAAAAACGGUGACGGGAAGAUCGACUUUUACGAGUUUUCCGAAAUGAUGAAGUUGACGUUCUAG
Molecule: messenger RNA, 1860 nt
Organism: Plasmodium cynomolgi strain B
Lineage: Eukaryota; Apicomplexa; Aconoidasida; Haemosporida; Plasmodiidae
Product: calcium-dependent protein kinase 3
Exons: 5
Coding region: 1-1860 (619 amino acids)
Biological process (GO): peptidyl-serine phosphorylation; protein autophosphorylation; intracellular signal transduction
Cellular component (GO): nucleus; cytoplasm
Molecular function (GO): calcium-dependent protein serine/threonine kinase activity; calmodulin binding; ATP binding
Source: RefSeq, a predicted model, not a curated record